Messenger RNA from Arachis stenosperma, 714 nucleotides. RefSeq lists its product as uncharacterized. The transcript has a single exon. The record is from RefSeq and is a predicted model, not a curated record. NCBI's taxonomy places the organism in Eukaryota, Viridiplantae, Streptophyta, Magnoliopsida, Fabales, Fabaceae. The coding region runs from base 1 to 714 and encodes 237 amino acids.
AUGAAUAUUAAUCAUAUUGGGACUCAGGAUAAAUACCUUGGUUUGCCUUCUACAGUCUCUAAAUCGAAAAAGGCUUCUUUUAGUAUGAUCAAAGAAAAGGUUCGAAAAAGAAUCGAAGGGUGGAAGCGCAAUCUUCUUUCGUCAGGUGGUAGACACGUAUUGCUUAAGGCAGUGGGAGAAGCUAUUCCUAUUUAUACAUUGUCUUGCUUUAAGUUGCCUGAUGGUUUAAUUUCGGAAAUUCACUCUCUACUUUCUCAGUUCUGGUGGGGACAAAAAGGUUCUGAAAGGAGGAUGGCUUGGAUUAGCUGGGACACUAUGACUCGCCCACGAAAAGAAGGAGGCCUUGGAUUUAAAGAUCUCAGAAUCCAAAAUCUGGCGCUUUUAGGCAAACAGUUUUGGCGACUUGUAACACAUCCUACUUCCUUAUUAUCCAAAAUCUUAAGAGGUAAAUACUUUAGCAAUGGUAAUGCUAUAACGGCAGAAAUUGGAGUCUUACCUUCUUGGGAAUGGAGGAGCAUACUGGAAGGCCGAAAGAUUGUUGAAAAAGGUCUUAAUUGGGCUAUGGGUACUGGUGAGAAUAUCCGAACCUUUGAGGAUCCUUGGCUGCCUCCUCCGUAUCCUUUAAUGAUUUCUGACAUGCCAAAUAGACAGGCUAUUUCUGAGUUGUUUCCAAGAGUUAAAGAUCUAAUUACUGAAGAUAGAAAUUGGAAUUAA